This is a messenger RNA of Eublepharis macularius, 3418 nucleotides long. RefSeq names its product bone morphogenetic protein 8a (gene BMP8A). The record is from RefSeq and is a predicted model, not a curated record. Gene Ontology annotation, molecular function: cytokine activity; growth factor activity. Gene Ontology annotation, biological process: SMAD protein signal transduction. The coding region runs from base 1 to 1488 and encodes 495 amino acids. Gene Ontology annotation, cellular component: extracellular region. The transcript has 8 exons. NCBI's taxonomy places the organism in Eukaryota, Metazoa, Chordata, Lepidosauria, Squamata, Eublepharidae.
AUGGAGGGGACCGCAGCUCUGCUACGACUGGAGGAGCGGCCUCUGCCCCAAAGAGCUUGCUCGGCCAACGCAGCGCCCUCGUCCCCCGUGGAGGUGGCCGGGGACCGCGGCCUGCGAGCCUUGCCGGCGCUCACCUCCCCCGGGCCGGGUCGGGCCGCCCAGCGCGCACGUGCUCCGGCCCCGCGCCGCUUAAAGGGCCGCCCCGACGGUAGCGGCGCGCCGAGCGCGAUGCGGCUGCUGCCGCUGCUCUUCUUGCUGGUGGCGGGCGAGCGCGCGGAGCGGCAGGGGGCCGGGCGUGCCGCCUCCUGUCCGCGGCAGCUGCAGCAGCAGCAACGGCAGCAGCCCCCGCCGCCCCGACGGCUCAGCGGGCGCGAGAAGCGGGAGAUGCAGCGCGAGAUCCUGGCCCUGCUGGGCUUGCCGGGCAGAGUCUCUCCGGCCGGCGCCCGCCACUGGCCGCCGCCGCCCUCCGCCGCGCCCCUCUUCAUGCUGGACCUGUACCGGGCCAUGGCCAGCCAGGACGAGGAGGAGGAGGAGGAGGGCGGCCCCAGCUGGGCGCCUCCGCGGAGGGCCCUCGACGGGGCGGACACCGUCAUGAGCUUCGUCAACUCGGUUGAACUGGACAGAGAUAUCUUCUAUCAGAAGCCAUACUGGAAGGAAUUCAGGUUCGACUUAACACAAAUCCCAAUGGGGGAGUCCGUAACAGCAGCUGAGUUCCGCAUUUACAAGAUGCAGAGUGUCACUCGCCAUUUCAAUCAGACCCUGCACAUCAGCCUCUAUGAGAUUGUCCAAGAACAACCCAACAGAGAGUCAGAGCUACUUCUUUUGGACCUUCAGGAUUUUCUGGCUGGGACAGAGGGCUGGCUGGUGUUUGAUGUUGCAGCUGCCAGUAAUCACUGGUUGUUAAACCGCAAAUACAACCUGGGCUUGAGACUCUACGUUGAAACAGACGAUGGGCAGAGUGUCGAUCCUGGAUUAGCAGGCCUCUUGGGUCGCCACGGGCCACGUUCCAAGCAGCCCUUCGUGGUAACAUUCUUCCGGACAAGCCAAAGCCAGGCCAGGGUCCCCCGUGCUGUCAAGCAGCCAAGGAAGAAGCAACACAAGAGGACUAACAGCUUCCCACACACAAACAGACUUCCGGGCUCGUUUGAUGACAUUCCUCUUUCUGACGGGAAGCAUGUGUGCAGAAGACAGGAGCUGUACGUCAGCUUUCAAGACCUUGGAUGGCUGAACUGGGUGAUCGCCCCGCAAGGCUACUCAGCUUUCUACUGCCAAGGAGACUGCGCUUUCCCACUGGACUCCUGCAUGAAUGCCACCAACCAUGCCAUCCUCCAGUCCUUGGUCCACCUGAUGAAGCCGGAGACCGUCCCCAAGGCUUGCUGCGCCCCCACUAAACUCAGCGCCACCUCUGUCCUUUAUUACGACAGCAACAACAACGUCAUCCUCAAGAAACACCGAAACAUGGUGGUGAAGACAUGUGGCUGCCUCUGAUGCCCUGGGAGACCCGGGAGGGUCACGGGCAAGGUCGAAGUAGUCAUGAACUCGUGGGCAUCACCUGUUGCCCAAGCUUGUAAGCAGAACUGAUGGGACAGGACUGGUCACCUUCCCACUUUCCAGGACUUAAUAAACAGGCUGUGGAGCCUGAUCGUGGGCUGACGCAGGCGCAUGGGCCUUGCUGUGGCUAGAGACUGAUGCGUUCCUAGCCUACGCAAACAACAGGCCCCAGCAGAAAAGUUUCUGCCAAGGAAACUAAAACAUGGCCUGGCUGCAGACAUAGGUAUCCUUUUGUCCUCUGUGCCAACAUCCCCCCUUACAGAUCCUGCGCUAUAAAUUAAAUUAAAAACGAAACUAAAUUAAAUUUAAACAUCUGAAGCGGAAAACCCCAUGGAAACUGAUACGCUUGCUUUUGCAUAAAUAUGCUCUGUUUGCGUGCUUUAUUUUGUACCUAAGAUUUUGAGGGUUUUAAAAAAUAGAAUGCACAUUUUUAUUUUUUAAAGAACAAUGUGGACACUUGGGGAAACCCAAGGAAAAGGAUUUACCUGUGGCCACUUUUGUAGAUACCCCAGCAUGUCUUCAAGUCCCUCUUCAAGCAAGAGGGCCGGAAAGGGGCUUUUGUUCUUUCAAAAAACUGAAAUUAUAGCAAGAUCCCAAGCUUGAAUGUGAAUAAACUCCCUAUGGGCAGAAUCUGGCCCUAUAAGGUACCCGAACGCUUGAGAACACCUGCACAGGUGAUGUCCAUUCAUGGUAGGCCACAUCCUGUUGGCCAGCAGGACAAAGUGCAGGUUGGAUGCUGAUAUCAGUGUAGGAUUAAUUAGUCGGGCUUCUUGCAUUCCAGCCUCCUGCUCAUGCGAGGGCUCCGCUGUGCAGGCACAGUUUGCCGCAGAAGUAGAGAGGGGGACACAGCAAGUCCACAAGGAAGGGCUUUACCUGCACUCCUGGCUGAAAGGGUGGUUCUUCCAAUGGACAGAGUAUUGCUGACAGGUGGAACAAAAAUAACCCAUCCUGCACAUUAACACCUUAGGGGCCAGGCUUAGAGAAGGGUUGCAUCUCUAUCUGGUUAAUCACAUCCUGUAUGAUAUGCCCCCCCACACCAUUUUUUUGUUGACUGCAGUUGGAACAAAGGAAUUGGAACAAGGCAAGUGGCAGUUUGAGUGAGUAGCUGUUGGUAGCCACCUAUGGAGUGCUGGCCCAAAUCAUUGGGCACAAAGCACGCCUUUCUUGCAAGCAGCCUUUUCCCAUACAGGGAUGGCUGAUGCAAAUGAACUAGCUUUACAAAUAUUCAUCAGGAGACCAUUGUUUGCAAAUAUUCUAUCAAUAAAGCUGAUUUGCAUGCUGGAGGGUGGGGUGGGGUGGGAAAUCAGUGCCACCCUUCCAAAGAGAGCCAAACCUUGAACUUCUCUCCUUUUCUGGAUUAUAGAGGAUCAUUUGUGGGCUGCUUCACAUAUUACAUUUUGAAUUCGACAAAAUAUCAAUUCACCUUGCGUUCUCCCCAAGAAGCAGGGUUGCCAACCUACAGGUGAGGCCUGAAGAACCCCCAAAUUACAAUUGAUCUCCAGGCUACAGAGAUCAGAUCGCUUGGAGGGAAAGGUAGCAUUAGAGGGUGGACUGUAUAGCAUUAUACCCAACUGGUUCCACCCUCAAAUUUCCAGGAUUUUCCCAACCUGAAGUUGGCAACCCUAGGAACCACGCUUGGGCAGUUGCUUCGUGAGCACUCAUGUCACGCCUCUCCCAGCUUUGCCACUGUGUAAUGUGUGAAUGGCGCCCUGCUGGCCCUGUCGCAACAUCCAGCAGCUGCAACUCAUAAACGGGGAGUGGGUUACAGGGGCAUGGGCUCAUUCCCUGAACGGGUGGUGUUAUUUGUCAUUACAAAGCAGUCCUUGAUUUUGUUGUACUGUUGCUCAAAUAAAAUCCCAGAACAAUG